Messenger RNA from Xiphias gladius (swordfish), 3758 nucleotides. RefSeq names its product flap endonuclease GEN homolog 1 (gene gen1). The transcript has 13 exons. The record is from RefSeq and is a predicted model, not a curated record. The coding region runs from base 305 to 3133 and encodes 942 amino acids. Gene Ontology annotation, molecular function: 5'-flap endonuclease activity; four-way junction DNA binding. NCBI's taxonomy places the organism in Eukaryota, Metazoa, Chordata, Actinopteri, Istiophoriformes, Xiphiidae.
AACUUGUUUUUGUUAGUGAGCAUGAUGAUUGAAUAAGUAGGCACUGUAUUUACUGUACAGACAUUUAUAGUGUUAUUCUAUAAUUAUUUUAUAGCCGCAAUUUUUUUUUCAAUGUCAAUGUGACACUUAAUACAGCAACAAGGCAGCAUAGUUAGAGAGAUAGUCAACGAAGCGGAACGAGGCCCAACGGCGCCACUGUUUAAAAACUACGGCGCGUCGUGCCGUAUUGUGUUGUUGAGUAGUUACGUUUUUCUACACCUUUUUUUCGCCGUUAAAUCAGUAUAAACCCCAUUUUGGGUUAGUUAUGGGUGUGCACGAUCUGUGGUCUAUCGUGGAGACGGUUCGUGAGUCGGUGCCGCUGUACAGUUUGAGCGGAAAGACGCUGGCAGUCGACCUGAGCUUAUGGGUGUGCGAGGCUCAGCAUGUCCAAGCAAUGAUGGGGAGAGUUACCAAGCCCCACCUGAGGAAUUUAUUUUUCAGGGUCUCCUCCCUCACACUUAUGGGGGUAAAGCUCGUCUUUGUCAUGGAAGGAGAAGCCCCUAAGCUUAAAGCAGAGACCAUGAGCAAGAGGACAGAAACAAGAUUUGGAGGAUUCAAAAAGGCUUCUGCCCCCAGGUCUACAACAAACACCAGCAGAGGGCGCUUCAGAGCUGUACUCAGAGAGUGCGCAGAGAUGCUGGACUACCUGGGUGUGCCAUGGGUGACCGCGGCUGGGGAGGCUGAGGCCAUGUGCGCUUACUUGGAUUCACAGGGCCUGGUGGAUGGCUGCAUCACCAAUGAUGGAGAUGCAUUCCUGUAUGGAGCCAGAACUGUCUACAGGAACUUCAAUAUGAAUAGUAAAGACCCUCAGGUGGACUGUUAUAGGACCUCUCGAGUGCAAACAGAGUUACAUCUGUCCAGAGAGAACCUUGUUGGUCUGGCCAUCCUCCUUGGCUGUGAUUAUAUUCCUAAGGGUGUACCAGGUGUUGGUAAAGAGCAAGCUCUUAAACUUAUCAAGACACUGAGAGGACAAACACUUCUGCAGAGGUUCAUCCAGUGGAAGGAGGAUAAUGCAGGUGUAUCUGAGGGGGUCGUAAAAAAAGUUCCUCACUGCCACGUAUGUCGACAUCCUGGAUCAGCGAAGGGACAUGAGCGUGGCGGCUGUGUGCUUUGCGGCAGUGAACGUUUCUGUCAACCUCAGGAUUUUGAUUACCAGUGCCCCUGUGACUGGCACCACUAUGAACAGACCCGCCAGGCUUUGUCUUUUGAGGCAAAUAUCAGGAAGAAAACACUGGCAAGUCAACAUUUCCCUUUCACAGAGAUCAUCAGUGAGUUUCUGAUUUCCAAAGAUAAGCCUGUGUCACAUUUCAGGAGGAGACAGCCAAAUAUGCUGUUGAUGCAGAAAUUUGCCUAUGACAAGAUGGAGUGGCCGAAGCACUACACCAGUGAAAAGGUUUUAGUCUUGAUGACCUACGCAGAGUUGAUGAACAGGAAACAUGGAAGAGAAAUGUCCUCCCAAAUCAAGCCCCUAAGAAUAUCGAAACCAAGAGUGAGAAAUGCCGUCGCUUGCUUCGAAGUCAUCUGGAGCACACCAGAACAUUACGUGUUUCCUGAGGAUCGGCCUGCAGAGGGUCAACAUGAGGUGAGGACAGUAGAGGAAGAGUGUCUCUUCCGUGUGGCCUUCCCAGAGAUGGUGGAGAGCUACCUGAGAGACAAGGCUCUGGCUGAAGAAAACAAGACCAAAAAAAAGAAACCAAAGAGUAAAAAGGAGAAGCAAUCUGAUGUCUCUGAUGGCAUUUCGGACCUCUUGGCUCAGAUGAGCCUUCAGAGCUUCUCUUCAGCGAAUGCUAACAUUCGACUACAAACGCUGCUCCCUACCAUUUCAAACACAGAAAAACCAGAAGUGGUGAAUUUGGACACUCCAGUGAACGAUAAACAGCAUAGUAACUCAAAAGAAGACCACAGCGGUCUGGUUAACUGCCCCAACACUCCUCUGUCUCCUGACUCAGAGGCUGUUGCUUCACCAUCUGUCUCUGCUGUUGUUGAUGCUCUACACCUGAGUGAUAUUGACUGGGAUGCUCUGUCCUUCACUUCCUCUCCACCUCCACAAGCCACUACGAACCACACCACCGAGCCCAGGCUGAAUAUAUCCACAGACCGAGAUGUCAAGGAAACAGAGGGCAAAAACGCCAAGCAGAAAGCCUCAAGAGAUGUCAAACAAGCAGACUCCAGAUCUGCUCCAGAGCUGUGUUACACCGAGUGUCCGCUACGGGACAGGGUGCUCAUGAGGAAUACAGCCAAAGCUGUAAACCAGAGGGAGGUACACAAUGAUGUGGUCUCAAAACAAUUAAAUUAUGGGUUAGCCUCUCUCGAACACAUUUCUCCUCACAGCUCCAACUUAAAACCAAAUGGACAAAUAACCAGUAAAGGUGGCAGUGACAGUACAUUGACAGGGAAGGAAUCUGAUGUUAACAAAAAAGGACCACUCAGUGUUAAAAGCCAGUGUGUAAAGAAUAAGGCAGCAACAGAAACUCACACUUCGAAACGACCAUUAAUUCCUGGAGUACAGAAUCAGUGUAAGGAAAAGGACGAAUGUAAUGGUUCCCAGAAGCCUCCUCAGAAAUAUAAAUUUGUCAGGACAGCCAUUUCAUUAUCUGCUGCCCCAUCACAGAGGUGCCACUCUGACCCAGGUCAAAGUGACAGGGACAGGAACAUGCCACAGACCACCAAGAAGAGUGUGUGUUACAGCUUGUGUUCAUCCAGCGAGGACAGUGACGCAGAGAACCAGCAGUUUGGAGCUCAAACAAAGGCUAAGAUAAAGCCCAUGAAAAAGAUCAAGGACAGCGUCAUUACAGACUUCCCCCUGAAACCAGUUUCUGGGCCUAAAACAACCAAACAAACAAUAAAAACGACUCAUUGCCCCCAGCCAUUACGACCAAAGUCUCAGGGACACGGUACAGAUGUUGAGAUAAAAAGAACACCUGUAUCAAACAAAAGCAAAUACCAGGAUGUCCCGCCAGCUAAUGUGGACGACGAUGUGCUCUCUCAGACUCCAGCUUCACCUGUCGCUGUCUUAGAUAGUGAUGAUUCAGUGAUUUGCAGUGAGAGUCCACUGCCACUGGCUGAGAGACUGAGACUGAAAUUCCUGAAGUGAGCAGCACAGUUACAAGAUGAUUGAGAAGAACAUUUAAGUUAAUGGAAACCGUAGUUUGACAAAAAAAAAAAUCUUAACUCAAGGUCCAUUUACUAGCUUUUUAAAGUAGAGUUGCAGCAAGUAGCCGAUUAGUCAAUUGACAGAAAGUGCAUCAGCAACUUUUUUUGAUAAUCCAAUAAUGGUUUGAGUAAUUUUUCAAGCAAAUAUGUCAAACUUUUGAUGGUUACAGCCUCUCAAAUAUUAGAAUUUGCUGCUUUUUCCUGUCUUAACAUAAUAAAUUGAAUAUAUUUGGGAUUUGGACUGUUGAUAAGACAAAACAAGACACUUUAGGGAAUUGUAUUGGGCAAUUUUUCACUGUUUUGUGUUUUAUAUACUAAACAAUUAAUCAAAAAGAAAAAGUCUAAGCUUUGCCACAACCUGUUAUUGUGAUCCUAAAUGGAACUUUUUUUCUGUAAAACAGGGGGAAAGAGACAGUUUCAAGUAUUAAAUAUCAAUUAUUAGUGAGAUGUGGUUUGAAAGCUCCAGGAAAAAAUCUACUAAUUGCACCUAGUGUCAGUUAUUUUUUUAUGUUUCUUUAGAUAGGUUUAUUUGUAUGUAUGUGUUUGUAUAUGUAUAUGUUUACGUG